Molecule: messenger RNA, 4587 nt
Organism: Sungouiella intermedia
Lineage: Eukaryota; Fungi; Ascomycota; Pichiomycetes; Serinales; Metschnikowiaceae
Source: the annotation of a GenBank genome assembly
AUGGCGGCCCCUAAGGACCUCAUAGAGGCACUAGGUGCCAUGCCCAUGUAUCAACUACUCCCGAAGCAGGAAUUGGCGCCUCUUCUCUCGUUUUCUCGUCUAGAUCCAUGUCUGAUCAGCGCCACAUCUUACCUAUCCAACGCGUCCGCUGCUUUGGCUGAAAAGGCCGAACAGCAUUUGAAUAGUGAUGAUUCAGGUCAGGCUAUUUCCCUAUUCACAAGGAUGUUUGAGAAAUUCGACGACCCUGCCCUCCAUAAUCUCAAGUUCAAACUACCGGUUAUACUGGGUCAAAGUAAUAGAGCUCCAGAGUCUCCUGUUUUAGGACAGUUCUACGGUUCUAUUUUCGAAUCGCAGACUCGGGUCGAGGAUCUGGAUCUUCUAGAAGUGGAACCAACACUAGAAGAUGUGGCUGGAGUUGAUGAUGUUGUUCAAUUGGUGGAUAAUUGGUCAGAUCACACAGCCGUAGCGAAUCAUAUUCGACAUUACACUAGUAUGCUUGAGAAAUUGCAGCAGAAACGUCUGUUGAAGCGAUCUCUGGUAGCGGAGAAGUCAGGGCCUUUGAAACGAGCACGAAUCGAGUACCAUAAGCUUCUGGACCAUCGUGAAGCUGAAUUGUAUGUGUUGAUCGAUCUGUGGGAUACAGAGCUCUCGCUCAAUUCGAAGCUUACAGAAUCUUCCUCUGACUCUACUUCUAAGGCGAUUACUUCCACUAUUACUGGUGUCACUAAUCCUUCAUCUACCUUUUUCCGCAAGGUAUCUAGCUUAUUAUCUGCUUUGGCUGAAGCAAAUAAGUUUAUAACUCUAAAUGUGGAGUAUCUUCAGAGAAUCCAAGGAAUUUGCUCUCUAUUUCUUGCAUCCAGCAUCCACGAAAAUCAAGGUAAUGUCCAAGUUCUGAACUUCUUAGCCCACGACUUAUUGAUGGCCUCGGAAUCCAUCUUAAUAAUCAUGAAUGCCGGCAUUGACGAUCGUCGCUUACAUAUCAGUUCCAACAUCAACAGGGUUGUAGAUUGCAUCGAUAUUCUUGUCAAGGCUGCCCUUGAAUCCCCCAUGAGCAGUGGGUCUACUUUCGUUAACUCCGUUGGUCGUCUUGUGGAUUCAGUAUCCCUCUGUAUAUCCCAUAUCAACGUUGAGGAACUGACUCUUACUCAGUUGGAGUACAUUUGCAUUCGCGCCAUAUUUACGGAGACAACUGCCAUUGGUUUUGAAGGCGUUCGUCACUCAAUGAUUAACCUAAUGGUACGAAUGUUCAAAUCAUAUCCCGGGCAGCGAAACUUCAUCGUGAACGAGAUGCUUCUAAACUCGAAAAGUCUCCUGUUGCUGACAGUAUCUGCUCAGCAGCUUCGACUCAGGAGUGGUGUCAGCGUUCUGUUCUUCACAGCUUUUCUUUUGCGGCUCGUGCAGAGUUUUGAUGCUCUCUCCAUCAGCAAGGAUGUAAAGGCAUUUGCGGGUCUUCCAAAGAGUAAUGUGCGAACUAGUGCAACCAAUUUGAAAAGAAUCACGAUCAUGAAGAAUAUCCAGGCAAUUUACCAAGAUUCUGUCAAAGUAGCAAAUCUCAUCUCCGAAUAUUUCUUGAAAGCUAUUACAUCCUCAGAAUCGUCUUUUAGGCGAGUUUUUAUUGUAUUUGUGGAUGAUAUCGUUAAAUUGAUGGCAUUUUCAGAUUGGCCUGGUGCAGCUACUAUGGUGGAAUCCAUAAUGAGAGUAUUCACUAGAGAGUUUGAGGCUAACAGCUUUUCUGGCCAAAGUGAGCCAUUUGUACUUGAGAUUGUCGGUAAAAUUGGCUUGGAGAUUUAUAAGCAGAAACAGAAAACUGAACCCUGUUGUUCCUUUGAUGCAACUGACAAAGAAAGUAUUAAAAUGUUGGCCCGUUAUCAAGUCAGACUACUAUCAGAGAGUCGUAAUGCUUCAAAACUUGGUCUGCAAGAUCAGAAUUUUCAGUACUUGUUGCUCAAAUUCUUGAGACAGUUUGAAAUGCUACAAGAACAAGCAGACGACAAAGAUGGAGAAUAUCACAUCUUUGACAUCAAUUCGCAAUCUACCAAUCAAAGUGUCCUGGAAGAGAUAAGGGUCAUUAACGGGCAUUUAGAUGAGUUGUUGGCCAUGGUGGGCUUAAACUUUCGUACUUCAAGUAAUCAGAUUGUCGAUAAAGCAGAUUCCUCAGGCAAAAUGUAUCGAAAUUUGAUACUUGGAGAAAGUUUUGAGGAAAUGUAUGAAAGUUAUUUCUCUAUUUUAAUUACCUCCUUGAAUUCCUCAAAGGCAAAGGUUGCAACAAAGGCUAUCAAGUUGCUAUCUUCACUUAUUGAAUUUGAUACAAGGCUAUUACUUAUGCUGAAAGUGAACAAAUGCAUCUCUCAGCUUUUGAGUGGUACUUCACCACUUUCAAGGGAUGCGGUGAUAGAUUUGUUGGGAAAGUACAUUUCUGAGAGCUCAGAAUUAAUUCAAAAGUACUACAAAGCUAUUUGUGAAAGAGCUGCUGAUAAUAGUAUUCUGGUCCGUAGAAGAGUCAUGAAGCUUAUGAAAGAAUUGUACUUUCAGUGUGAGGAAACUGACGUUCGCGGCUAUAUCUCAAUCCAGUUUCUCAAACAUUCUAGUGAUUCCGAUAAGAUUGUUCGAGAAGUUGCAAGAAGUAAUUUGGUUGAGGCAUGGUUUAAAUCUCAAAUUUCAAAAACUGCGACUUGCGAGGUAAUGGCGUGGUUAAUUAGUUCAGGACCGAGUGCCCAAGAGCAGCUAUUACAAUUUUUCACUUUGGUCGACUCAGAUUUAGAGCAUCGAAAGAUGAGGCAGGAAUUGAAGGUCAUUACAGGUCAAAUUCUCGAGAUGAUUGUCGAAGAAAUAGACGGUGUCAAGAGGUCGCAAGCUACACUCAAGUUGAGUUUGUUGUCAACGAUUGUCAGCUGGGACAAGAAGUUAAUUAGCUUUGACGAUUUUCUUCUCCUACAACCAUAUCUCUUUAGUGAUCACGAUUCGAAGAACGAGAUCUGUCUUAUCAUUCUAAGAAUCUUGAAGUACAUUUUACGCGAUAACAGGUCAAUCAACAAGGAAGAGUUGAUCCGCUUACGAGAUGAAAUCUUCAAGAAGUUGACUAGGCUUGAGGUACUAGAAUUACAUGAAGCUAUUCCAAUACUUCAGCUGAUAGCCGACUUGAUGAAGGAUAACACCAGCAUAUCCAAUGCGAUAUUAUCUACUUUGAGGUUCAUGAGAAGAAUCCUAAGUGAUAAUGUUGCUUAUCAAAGUGACAACCAAACUUAUAAGUGCUGCAAACUUCUUCAUUUGUUGGGUUGUGUGGGAGCCUACUGUGAUUUGGAAGCUGCUAGAGCUGUUAUUGAGAUGGGUGAAGUUGGCCUCUUGCCCAACGAAACUGUGGUGAGUCUUGCCGUGAAGUACCUACUACACUUCACAAAGUCAAAAUAUCCUGAACCUGUAAAGAUAGCUGCUAUCAAGAAUACUAUUGGGGUAUGUGCGCAUCAUCCAAAGAUAUUCAUGUCUGAAUCGAUAUUGAAAGUUUUGGAUGAAGUUUUUGAGGGCGGUUCUUUGGUUGCUAAAUUGACUGCUGUGGAGGAGCUAAAUGAAUACCUUCUCAAAGAAGAUAAGGCCCUGGCUAAAAAUGUCCAUACUUUGACCUCAUCCAAAACUGUAAAGCUUGAUUUGGGAGACUUUCAUGGAACAGUUCCGCAGAGUAUGAAUGAGGGAAUAUCUGCCAGUGUCAUACAGAGGUAUUUGCAAGCAGUCCUUCAAUUAUGCCUCAUGGACUCUUCUGUCGCCUCGAUUAUUCCUGUGCAAUUUCUUCGACUAGUGGUCAAGCUUGGGUUUGCCAAUCCAAAAGUCUGCAUCUCAACUAUCAUUGCACUCAAGGCCUCAUCGAACAAACUAGUCAAGAAGAUUGCAACGGAACUUCAUUUGGAUCUUUUUGAUAGACAUGAGUCCCUCAGUGAUCGGAAUUACGCAGAAGCUUUCAAACUUGCCACAGAUUAUGUUAAGCGAUCAAGAAAGGAUGAGUUUUGGAAAGAAAUAUCCUUUCUACGUUCCGUUUACUCUGUCGUAAACCGCAGUUACCUGGCCAAGAAGAAAUUUAUUCUUUCACUUUCCAAGCUCUUCACUUUGGACUUGUCACUUUCAUCACUUCCAGGGAGCAUUUCGCAGAGAGACAUGAUUGUCUUACUCGCGAUCAAUCUACUGGUUGUUCAUUACACCUCACUAGAGGAAGUAUGCCAUUUGUUGUACCAUUUGGAUAGAUCGAUAACCAUGGAGGGUAUCGAUCUUGCUGAAAAGAUAACAAGCACGGUAGAGUCUAAGUCUGGAACCGGAAUGUCUAUGGAGAAUUUACAGUUUAUGUUUAUUCAUGGACAGACGGUAUUGGCCAUGAUUUAUCUAAGGCAACAACUUGCAGCCAGCUAUGGAAUUGGACCGAACAUCAUGGAUGUAUUCCGGCCCAGUAAGCCUGAUUUGGAGUUGCGCCAACUUCCUCGCUCGGUGUUGAUUAUUGACUACCCCAUUUCGGAAUUGGAGAUGGGCACCAGUUUGGCCCAGCCCGGACCGUUUGGUAAGGUGUUUACAAAGUUGGUGCUGAGCAUGAAAAACUUCACGACAUAG